AUGUCACCUAGUCAACAAGCUCAAGAUCUGCUAAACAGCAAGUUGAAAGAGGCAGAACCCGAGCACUGUCCUGGUCCAGAAUCUGAGAUUGCAGGUAAAGAUGACGCAUGCAAGGGAUGUGCAAAUCAGGAGAUUUGCUCUUCACAAAUACCGAAAGGACCUGAUCCAGAUAUACCUUUAAUCAACAAUAGAUUAUGUAAUAUCCAACAUAAGAUACUAAUUCUCUCAGGAAAAGGUGGUGUUGGUAAAUCAACAUUCACAUCCAUGCUUGCAUGGGCUAUAGCAGCAGAUGAAGAUUUGGAAGUUGGUGCGAUGGAUUUAGAUAUAUGCGGUCCAUCACUACCGCGUAUGUUGGGAGCAGGUGAGAAUGAAAGUAUUCAUCAGUCAAAUAGUGGAUGGAGUCCCGUCUUUGUUGCUGACAACUUAGGACUAAUGAGUAUCUCCUUCAUGCUUCCAGACAGUGACCUUGCAAUAAUAUGGCGAGGGGCAAAAAAGAAUGGUCUAAUAAAGCAAUUUUUGAAGGAUGUGGAUUGGGGUGAGCAUUUAGACUACCUAUUAGUGGACACUCCACCAGGUACAAGUGAUGAGCAUCUAUCAGUCACUUCAUUAAUGAAAGAGGUUGGUAUUGAUGGUGCAUUAAUCGUAACAACGCCUCAAGAAGUGGCUUUGCUAGAUGUACGGAAAGAGAUUGAUUUCUGCCGAAAGGCAAACAUUAAAAUCUUGGGGUUGGUUGAGAACAUGUCUGGAUUUGUAUGUCCAAAUUGUCAAGGAAAGAGUCAAAUAUUCAAAGCUACUACUGGUGGUGGUGAAAAUUUGUGCAAAGAAUUAGGUAUAGAUUUCUUAGGGUCAGUUCCUUUGGAUCCUCGCAUAGGUAGGGCUUGUGAUGAGGGAGUAUCAUUUUUUGACUUGUACCCCGAUUCCCCCGCUUCUACAGCUAUCUUGGAUGUCGUUGAUGCUUUGCGGGAUAAAGUUGAGUUGAACAUGAACGGUUUAAAGUUGGAAUAA
This is a messenger RNA of Lodderomyces orthopsilosis Co 90-125, 1005 nucleotides long. RefSeq names its product Mrp/NBP35 family ATP-binding protein. The record is from RefSeq and is a predicted model, not a curated record. Bases 1 to 1005 code for a protein of 334 amino acids. Gene Ontology annotation, biological process: iron-sulfur cluster assembly. Gene Ontology annotation, molecular function: ATP binding; 4 iron, 4 sulfur cluster binding; ATP-dependent FeS chaperone activity. Gene Ontology annotation, cellular component: cytosol. The transcript has a single exon. Lineage: Eukaryota; Fungi; Ascomycota; Pichiomycetes; Serinales; Debaryomycetaceae.